GUCACUUGUAGGUAUGGUCUUCUCCUUACCAGUUUUAGGAGUGCUGGACUGGAGUAGAUUUAGGUUAGCUAUGGUUCACGUGAAUGAAGAAGAGUUUCCUUUGUGAGUUCUGGAUUGAACGUGCUGCAAAAAUAUUCCUGAAAUGUGACUCAGGACGUAUAAUCUUCAACAUAAAGCAAUCAUCACACUGUCAUGGUGGACUUCAUCUCUAUCUUUCUUACCUUUUGCACCAAAUACUGUACAAACCUAAUCGUGUAAGAAGAAAUCAGUGUUUGCACAGUAAUUAGUCUCGAUGAUGGGAGAGUUGAGAUUUAAGCACCUCUUUAGGAAGAGUUUUACUGAGUCUGAGGGUACUUUCCAGGUCGUGGUAAUAAUCUUCCUUUUGAGUCCAUGUUCCUUGGCGGUGGAUUAUAGGGCUGCACCACUUAUGCCAAAUGAGACUUUCCUUUGGGCUUGGAAUGUUCCAGCUGAAGCUUGUAUUGGAAGUGUUAAUCACUCAUUGGAUAUGAGUUUCUUCUCUUUAACUGGAAGUCCCCGGAAAAAUGCCACAGGGCAGGCUGUCACAAUAUUCUAUAUUGACCGACUUGGAAAGUAUCCGCAUAUAGACGAGAAACAAAGGGAAGUGUUUGGAGGAGUACCUCAGGCGGGGAAUUUUCAGGAGCAUUUGGACAAAGCUAAGACUGACAUCAAGCAUUACAUUCCAGUAGACCAACUGGGCCUAGCUGUCAUUGACUGGGAAGAAUGGAGGCCCACCUGGGAACGAAACUGGACACCAAAGGACAUUUAUAAGAAUAAGUCUAUUCAGUUGAUACGGACCCAAAAUCCAGGUAUGAACAUUGCACAAGCCAACAUAAAAGCCAAAGAACAAUUUGAAUCGGCAGGAAGAAAGUAUAUGGAAGAGACAUUAAAAUUGGGGAAAAAACUUCGACCAAAAUACUUCUGGGGUUUUUUUCUUUUUCCUGAUUGCUAUAAUUAUCAAAAUUACCUAGAUCCAGGAUACAAAGGAAAGUGUCCUAAUAUAGAAAUAGAGAGAAAUAAUAAUCUUGGCUGGAUAUGGAAAGAAAGCACAGCUCUUUACCCAGCAACCUAUCUGAAGAGAGAAUUGAAAUCAUCGCCAAAUGCAAAACUCUUCAACCGCUACCGUGUAGUGGAAGGCAUCAGGAUGUCUAAAGUGCGUGAGGAAAAAAAUCCACUUCCUGUUUUUCUGUACACACGUGUUGUUUUCUCUGAUCGGAUAUGGGAGUUCCUUUCUCUUAAUGACCUUGUGAACACUAUUGGUGAAGCUGUUGCUCUGGGGACCAGUGGAGUUGUAAUAUGGGAUUCUAUAUCUAUAGCACAACGUGUACAGACAGGUUGUCCAGCCCUACACAAAUACGCGAACUCUAUCCUGUAUCCAUACAUAAUCAACGUCACCCUAGCAGCCAAAAUGUGCAGUCAAACACUUUGCAACCAUCGAGGCAUCUGUACAAGGAAAGACAAGAAUUCAAAUCACUAUAUUCAGUUGAAUCCGAAGAACUUAGAAAUUAUUUCGAAAAAUGAGAAGUUCGAAGUGGUUGGCAACCCUAGAGUUGGCGACCUGAAGUACUUUUCUGAGCAUUUUAAAUGCACCUGUUAUACCAACAUGAACUGUAAGGAGAGACCUGAUAUUGAAAGGGUGGAAAAUGUUAAUGUGUGCACUCGCAACAAUAUUUGUAUAAAGACCCACGUAGAUCCUGACCGAGCGUUCUAUCUCCUACCUGGAAAAAACCUUCUUUUUUUCACCACUGUCACUCACAUGCUCUGUCAUCUGCUCUAGGGGCCUCUGAAUUUCCUAGGGCAGGUAUCAGUGGGUGUCCCUUAGUUAUAUCUGCUCCUAGCAUUUGAAAUAUUUGUUAUAGUCU
Molecule: messenger RNA, 1880 nt
Organism: Microtus ochrogaster (prairie vole)
Lineage: Eukaryota; Metazoa; Chordata; Mammalia; Rodentia; Cricetidae
Product: hyaluronidase PH-20-like
Exons: 4
Coding region: 293-1795 (500 amino acids)
Biological process (GO): carbohydrate metabolic process; fusion of sperm to egg plasma membrane involved in single fertilization; hyaluronan catabolic process
Cellular component (GO): acrosomal vesicle
Molecular function (GO): hyalurononglucosaminidase activity
Source: RefSeq, a predicted model, not a curated record